Penicillium pulvis is the source of this 1849-nucleotide messenger RNA. Its product is annotated as GNAT family N-acetyltransferase. Bases 163 to 1761 code for a protein of 532 amino acids. Lineage: Eukaryota; Fungi; Ascomycota; Eurotiomycetes; Eurotiales; Aspergillaceae. Gene Ontology annotation, biological process: siderophore biosynthetic process. The transcript is spliced from 2 exons. The record is from RefSeq and is a predicted model, not a curated record.
UUAGUGAUUUUCGAGCCAAAGUCACGUCGUGCCAUUGCUCGUGGGGCCCUGGAAUCAGUUCCCCGCGCAAGUGAGGGGCAACAAGAUAAGAGUCUCGUGCGCACCUUCUCCAGGCUUCAUUGAGGUCUUUCUGGAAUUGGAAAAUCCCCUGGCGAGAUCACUAUGCGACACAACACCUGUCAUCUCCCAAAUGGCAUGACAUUUAGUGUGUCACCUGUCUUUGGUGGGGUCACUUUCAAAUCCAACGAUUUGAAUGCUCACAACUCCACUUUCCCGCCGGGAUGGACGAUCAUCAUCCACAGCGAAAAGAAUGCCAAGCUGCCAGAGGAUGAACGAGGUCGAACUGGCUCGCAGAGUGGACGUCCAACUUCCAGCGAUGGCGACCAGAAUAUUUCCCGAUUUACCACUCCCACUCUAAGCCGUGACUGCCUUUACAUCUCCUACAUCGUCAAUCCACCAUCUAGCGAAUUCAAACCGGCUUCUUCGCCAACCCGCCAUAUUGCAAUGAUGCUCUGGGCAACCUUGUGGUGGUACUUUCACGAGCCCGAACCUGAUCUCCACCUGGACACCGCGGCAUGCGGCGCGACCCCGCACGAUGGACGGCCGAAGGGCGAAUGGCGGGUGAACAUCAAACGCGAGGGAAUUUUCAAGGGCCGGAAUUUACUACAGAAGCUGGAGCGCAUGGGUUUGAUUGCUAGCGAGGACUCGUCGGUCGGGCUGCAGCCUGUUGAAACACGGGACUCGAGCAAUUGGUCGAACAUGUUUGUGAGCCGAAGAAGCUUCUGGCAAAUAGACCCGCGUCUCUUUCUCUUCACGCUGACCCCUCGAGGGGCACCGCCAUCUCCCUCCUUGACCCCAUUCCAAUCUCGGCAUGCUUCACCGGCGCGGGAUGGCCUUCCUGUCUCGACGGGGCUGUCGCCUACAGAGGCAACAUUCCAUACCGGCAACGUGAGCCCUUUCACAUCGGCUGGACCAUUCACAUCUGGUAGCCAUCUACCAACAUAUUACCCGCCCGCACCAACGCAGUAUAAAUUCACCAAUGGGGUUCGGCACCCGAUCCGCCCAAAGCCACCCCAUCAAGGAGAAAUAUUCUAUUCUCGGUAUAUUCCUAGUGUGGCCCAGUAUCUCUCCUUCCGAAUCCCGUUCCUGCCUAUGAUGAAGCCCAGAGUGGCAGCCGGUAGCAGUGAUAGCCGACCUUCCACAUCAAACAAGCUGGUCAGCUCGGCCGUGACGGGUAUUGAGCAGCAUCUUAACCAGGACAUCCCGUCCGAUUUGGACACCCUGCAUAAGUGGAUGAAUGAUCCCCGUGUCGAAGCAAUGUGGGGUGCUGGGGGUCCCAAAGAAGUGCAGGAGAAAUUUCUCAUGGACAAUCUGACAAGUCGACACAGUUUCCCCGUCAUUGGAUGCUGGGAUGGGAAACCGUUCGGCUACUUUGAGCUCUACUGGGUAAAAGAGGAUUCACUGGGCCGUUUAUUGGACUGCGUGGAUAAUUAUGAUCGGGGUAUUCACCUUCUUGUCGGCGAGCAGGAGUUCCGAGGGCCACACCGAGUGGCAAUCUGGUUGACUGCUCUCGUGCACUACUGCUUUUUGAGUGACAUGAGAACGGAAUCAGUUGUGCUAGAGCCGCGAAUUGAUAACCUAAAGCUUAUCGGAUACCUGCAGCAAGUUGGCUUUCAUAAAGAAGGGGAGGUCAGCUUCCCGCACAAACAGUCCGCCGUGAUGAGGAUCAAGCGCGAUACAUGGGAGACGCCGGCUCUCUAAGGACCGAGGCAUCUCUAUGAUGAUUAAUGACUUGCUUGCAUUGUUUUCGCCGUUCAACCAUAUCAUACUUGCAACUUCGACAUCCACU